UGCUGGGGAUUGGGCGACGCAUACGCACUCGGGCUGUGCGUCUGGCCCUCCAGCGGCGCCAACGGCCGCGAUUCCUCGAGCUUGCGCUCCCGGGCGCGCCUCCUGCGCUUGUUCCUGCAGACGAGGAUGGCGAGGACGGUGCAGAAGACGAUGGUGACGAAGACGAUUACGAUGAUGACUAUGAAGACGACGCCGCUGACGGUGGUGCUGGGGUCCCUUCGUUCGAGGGCGGUCGCCGCUGCCGCGCGCCGUGGUAGUCGUGGUCGGUUCGGUGUGAGGUUCGCGAAGUCGAUUAUUGAGCCUGAGGUUAUGGCGAUGCCUGCGUGGGGAAUGGUGUUAGUAUUGCGCGUACCUUUUUUUGUAUUUCAGGGCGUUGCGUCUGCUGCUGGUGCUUUAUACUUACCAUGGUGGGAGAUCGAAGGCAUCUUUGCGAUAUGUAUUUUCCAAAAGGGGUUCAAUCUUUCACGAUGGAUUCCACAAUCGUCUACUGAGCUACUGCCUCGACUGUCCAAUUCAAUGUCCAGCCCGAGAAAAAUGUAAAGACAGACAGACAGACAAACAGAAAUCGUGU
Messenger RNA from Aaosphaeria arxii CBS 175.79, 571 nucleotides. RefSeq lists its product as uncharacterized. The transcript has a single exon. The coding region runs from base 127 to 540 and encodes 137 amino acids. Lineage: Eukaryota; Fungi; Ascomycota; Dothideomycetes; Pleosporales. The record is from RefSeq and is a predicted model, not a curated record.